AUGCUGCCCGCUCCAGUGCUGUUCAAAAAAAUUCCUGCAUUGUCGGCAUUGGACCUUCAACCACUCUUCCCAAAACUCACAUUCCUGCUUGUAAAGAGGAACGCAUUCAAUGUCAAGGCAAUUCCUGCGAAAUCCCCACAAGGCUCGGGAGGGUAUACAGCAACAGUGAUCACUGGCAAAAAAGCCAUUUCAAAGCUUGCUGUGAUAAGAUGCAGAGCGGCCCGGCGAUUAAAAGCAGCGAUCGCCGACAGGUUUCCCCACCAGGCACAAAAAGACUACCACUACAUCUUUUAUGCGUUUUCGCCGGUCGUCACUAUGCCCUGGUCUGCUCUCAAAACCGAACUCUCGGGCGCCCUGGACGAGAUGCAAAAGAAAACGAAAAAGUCAGCGUCCCGUCCCGUGACGCGUAAGCAGCGAAUAAAGAAGGAUGUCACUACCACGACCGCACAAAAGUCGUCAUAG
Molecule: messenger RNA, 462 nt
Organism: Zychaea mexicana
Lineage: Eukaryota; Fungi; Mucoromycota; Mucoromycetes; Mucorales; Lichtheimiaceae
Exons: 2
Coding region: 1-462 (153 amino acids)
Biological process (GO): tRNA processing
Molecular function (GO): tRNA binding; ribonuclease P activity
Source: RefSeq, a predicted model, not a curated record